UACGUAUAAGAGUAUUUUGUAGUGAAAAACCUUCGAUUACAAUGUAGAAGGUUAAUCAUCGAUACGAUAGGAACGGUAAAUAAAUGUUAAAAGACAAUAUUUAAGUCUAAUACAAAUUUAACUAAUUUAGAAAAUUAAUAAAACGUUACAAUGAGUAAUAAAGAGAAAGGUGAUUUGCGAUCAGAGCAAUGCACUAAAUCGAAGGAAGAAAGAGAAAGAAAGCAGUCGGUUUCCUCACUGACUGACGAUUCUGACUCUAAGAAAAAGAGGCGAAAUAGGAUAUGUGUAAGGAUAAAAGGAUGUAGUAAAGAUAAAAGGAAAAAGUCAAAGCAUAGAAGUAGUUCUAGUAGCUCCAGUUCCUCUAGUGCCUCUAGCCGUGAGGCUAAACAUCAAAAUGAUAGAGACAGGAGGAGCGACAAGUGGGAUAAAAGAUAUGAAAAUGGUGUUAGACCAUAUAGGCCGAAUCCAAGAGAAGGCAGAGGAUAUUAUAAAGGACGGAGUGGGUACCUAGAUAAUCGUAAACGUAGUUUUGGUUAUCGACCUUAUAAACAUACUGGAUUUUAUGAUAGAAAUAGACACAACAAUUCGCAAUACAAUAGGUAUAAUAAUGAAAGGAGGGGUAAUAGAUUUUUAAAUCAUAAUAGUAGAAGACCUCCUUAUGAUAGGUCUAGAAGUAGGAGCACUUUGGAUCAUGAUCAUCAAAGAAACUUAAAAGAUUCUAGUGAACACUCUAGAGAGAGUGAAUCAAAAGAAAGAUAUCUAAAGCAAGCUAAUGUUGAUAAAACAGAAUUAAAGAGGAAAGAUACAGAUGACACUCAUAUAAAAGGAAAAGAAAAGAAAAGGGACGAAGACACUCAAGAAAAGACUGAUCACAUUGUUCGCAAAAAAUCAAAGAGGAAAAGAUCUUUAUCAUCUUCUAGUUCCUCAAGUGUUAGUAGCACUAGUAGUGACAGUAGUAGCAGCAGUUCUAGCACUAGCAGUAGCAGCAGUAGUUAUAGUAGUAGUAGUACAGAAACCUCUGAAGAUGAGAAAAAACGUAAAAAAGCAAGAAGGAAAGCCAAAAAACUAAAGAAAGCUAUGAAAAAGCGUAGAAAGAAGAAAAGAAUGAAGAAAAAAUUAAAGAAGAAAUUGAAAAAAUCAUCUAAAAAGAAAUCACGAAAUAUUGAUAAAUCCAAAGAAAGUAUUUCAAAAGAUAUUUCACAGGAAGUGUCAGAAAAAUCAAAGGCAAUGGCACCAAUGACAAAAGAAGAAUGGGAAAAGAAACAAAGUGUAAUACGUAGAGUUUAUGAUGAAGAAACUGGAAGAUACAGGUUAAUUAAAGGUGAUGGAGAAGUCUUAGAAGAACUAGUGAGUAAGGAACGUCAUAAAGAGAUAAAUAAGCAAGCAACUAAAGGAGAUGGAGAGUACUUCCAAGCACGCUUGAAGGCCAAUGUUUUAUGAACUAUUUUUCUAUGUAUGCUAAAAA
Messenger RNA from Eufriesea mexicana, 1465 nucleotides. Its product is annotated as ADP-ribosylation factor-like protein 6-interacting protein 4. The record is from RefSeq and is a predicted model, not a curated record. NCBI's taxonomy places the organism in Eukaryota, Metazoa, Arthropoda, Insecta, Hymenoptera, Apidae. Bases 151 to 1440 code for a protein of 429 amino acids. The transcript has 2 exons.